This is a messenger RNA of Paramuricea clavata, 318 nucleotides long. Lineage: Eukaryota; Metazoa; Cnidaria; Anthozoa; Malacalcyonacea; Plexauridae. The record is from the annotation of a GenBank genome assembly.
AUGAUCACGUUGGAAGUUCAUGCAGAGCAACGAGAGUUUGUGGAAAGGAUCGCUGUCAAAAAACACACCAUGAAUAUUGUGCAUACAACGUUCAACUGGAACGAUUCCAGCCGAAAACAGUUAGAGAAAAAACAAUAUAUCUACCAACCAAAAGCUUUCAAAAAGUUGCUAGAACUACUUGCAGCGCCACCCAAACAGACGUCAAAGUGGAGCCUAGAAAAGAUUAUAACCAAGGUGGCAACAACAUUCGGUCCCACACAACAAGAAAACAACAAACAUCUGAAAAUCGGAAAGAAUUUAGAGCAUUACGAACAGUAG